Auxenochlorella protothecoides is the source of this 3870-nucleotide messenger RNA. RefSeq lists its product as hypothetical. Gene Ontology annotation, cellular component: cytoplasm. The record is from RefSeq and is a predicted model, not a curated record. Gene Ontology annotation, biological process: chromatin remodeling. The coding region runs from base 1 to 3870 and encodes 1289 amino acids. NCBI's taxonomy places the organism in Eukaryota, Viridiplantae, Chlorophyta, Trebouxiophyceae, Chlorellales, Chlorellaceae. The transcript is spliced from 13 exons.
AUGCCGCAGCCGCUGCCGACGCCCGGCGACGACGCGCCUUCCUCGACCAGCGAGGCGGUGGAAGCGCUGGCGCGGGCCUUGGAGAGCAUGAGCGGCGAGUGGGACGAGCCCGAGUGGCGAGGAGGUAGUCUCGGUGACCUGGGUGCCGGCCAGGCCUUGCACGGGGACUGGGAUGCGGCGGAGGCGGAGGACGAGGGUAAUGGCAACGUUGCGACGGGCCCGGCCUGGCUGCCUUCCUCCCUCGGCAACGCACAAGGGCUGAACUUCACAGCCCUGCUGACGGGUUUGGACGACGACCCCCUGGCCGCCCUGACGGCAGCAGUAGAGGAGGACAGGCCCAGGUUCGCGCCCAGCGCAGAGUGGCAGGCCGCCAUGGGUGCAUCACAGGCGGAUGAGGACGCGGGGGAGCUGGUGACGACAGACGCUGCCUCCGGCGGACCCCCAUCGCCCCGGGGAGGAGCUGCGAGCCUGCGGGCGGGGGCGGGGACCGAGGAUGCCGCCUCCCCCGCCUCUUCCAACAGAGCUGGCGCCUCCUCGGGGCAAGGGGCGACUGCCGCGUCUGAGGACAGCGAGGACACGUCCAUCCCCUGCGCAGGUGAGGGGGGGAGCUCAGAUGAGGCGGAGGUGACGGAUCACAACCCCGGCAGCGGUCAGCCAGGGCCUGCCGACCAGCCCUCCGCCGCCUUCCAAAGGCUGCGCCCCCUCUGCACCGCGCUGCUGGGUGCCGGGAGCAACCCUCAGGCCCUGGCAGGCCACCUGCAAGACCUGCAUGCGGUGCUGGAGUCCCUGGGUGACGCAGAGCUGGGCCCCUGCGUGGCCUACGUGCUCUUCCCCCUGCUCAUCCUGCUCGACGCAGCGGCGCAGGAGGGCGGGGCUGGGGCCGCGCCACGCGGCCAGGGUUCCUGGCGCGCCACUGAGCGAUGCCUGGCCUGCGUGCUCUCCGCCCUGCGCGGCGCGGCGGGGUCGGCGCAGACGCCUGGCGCGGUGCUGCCGCGCCUUGCGGCAGUGCUUGGCCUGCCGGAAGUCACCGAGGAGGCCUCCCGCCUGGCCUGCGAGGCCAUCCUGCUUUCACUGAGGGACCAGACCUCUGGCCCAGCCAGCGUGCUGGCGUCGCGGGAGGCGGCACCCCUGACGGGCCACCUCUUCUCCUCACUCCUCCACGUGGUGGCCGCGCAGAUGCGGGCUGGGAGCGGCGGCAGCCGAGCCCUCGUGGCACUUGCGCUGCAGGCCCUGGGGUGCGGCAUCCGCCGGGUGGCCGACGCCGACGUCCUCGCCUUCUUCCUCCCAGGCAUCGCGUCGGGGCUGGCCAACGCGCUAUCGGGUGGCCGGAGCAGCAACCCCUCCUCCGCAGGCCCUGGAUCCAGGGCAAACAUGGCUGCGCUGGAUGCCCUGACCCGCCUCGUCUGUGCGACGCUGGGGGACGGGGAGGGAGCGGUGUCGGGGACCGUAGGCGACAAACGGACAGGUGCAGCGCCGCCUACGGCCGCCAGCGCCCUGAAGCAGCUGCGGGCGCUGGCGGCGGGGGCGCAAGGCUGGCCCUGCCUCCCAGAUGCGGAGCCGGGAUCGGACGCAGAAGGCGCUCUGGACCCGCCCCCCGGGUCCCCUGCCUCGCCGGCGCAACUUGAUCCAGAAGACCCGAUCCUGUGGGUGGAAAGAACCGCGGCGUGGCGCGCCGACGCCGCUGGGAAGCUGGGUGGCCUGCUGGCGACCACCCUGCCGCGGCUGGCGGCUGCGCAGCAGAGCCCCGCCACCCGAGCGGCCGUGGCGCGAGCCGCGGCGAACCUUCUCAAAUGCUGCAGUUCCACCCUGGGCGCCGCCACGGCCGACCUGCUCCUCGGCGUCCUUGGAGUCGCCGCCCAGGACGCCUGGCCGGAGGUAGCCGCGCCUGCCCGCGCCGCGCUGCAGGCAUGGGCAGGCCAGUGCAUCGCCUCGCAUGGCUUGGGCCCCGACCCCCUCCUCGCCAAGGUCCUUGACUUGCUGCGGGGACUUCCCGAGGCCUUCCACCGCGGCAGCCACCCGGGGACCCAAGCCUGCUUGCUGCUCACCAGCUGCCUGCAGGUCGCGCCGGAGGGCUGGAUGGAACGGUGCCUGCUGAGCCGGCCCGACCAUCUCGCCGCUGUGCACGCUGCGCUACACGGCGUGCUGGAGGUCGACGCGCAGGUGGCAGAGCUGAGUGAGGUGCCUGAACCCCGCGAGGCGCGGACGGCGCCGGGCGAGGUGGGCGAGGCUCCGGAGUACCCAUCGCCUCACGCGGGCUCGAGCCCGCACCACGACGCCGGGGUCAGCGUGCGCAUGGCCCCCGCACUCGUGCACGUGACCACCGAGGCUGCGUGGCGGGCGGUGGCGAGCCUGUGCGGCGCCCUGGGGUCAGCCGCGGGCCGGAGCCGGGCCGGCCUGGAGCGGCUGCUGGAGCCGUGCCUGGAAAGCGCGGGGCGGAGGGCGGGCGCCGAUGCGACGGAGUCGUGCCGGGCCCUGACCCUGGCGGCCGCCUUCCUGGCCGGCACAGCGCCGCAGCCCGGGGAGGAAGGCGCGGCGCGGCACGAGGCGCUGGCCCUGGCCGCCGUGCUGGUGCUCGCCGACUCGGCGCCCUGGGAGGCGGGGGGCAGCUUGGGCGAGGCCCUACCCCGAGGGGCUGGCGUCGCCGCACUCCGCCUCUGCUCCGCCUGGGACCUGGUGGCGGUGCUGGCCGCGGUGCAGGGCCCACGCUUUGCACGCCGCGGCGCCGCCCUGCGCCCCAUCCUGCUGCCCCUCUUCGAGAGCCUGGAGUCGCCCAGCGGGCUGGUAGCGGAGGCGGCGGGCCUGGCGCUCUCGGCGCUGGUGCGGCACGGGCGGUACGAUGCGGCUGGCCCCGGCGACCUGGUCUCGCAGAACGCAGACUACAUCGUGGACGGCCUGUGCCGCCAGCUGCGCCAGCCGGCGCGCCACCCACGUGCGCCCGCUCUUUUCGCCGCGCUGCUGAAGCAGACGGGGGUGCCGCAGAUGCUGCUGCCCCUGCUGGCCGAGCCGCUGCGCGUGGCUUUACAGGGCUUGAGCGUCAUGCUGCGGGCCGCGGCUCCGCAGCACACGCUGUCCUUCUUAUCCACGCUGCGCGAGGCGCUGCGCGGCGCUGCCUCGCUGGCGCGGGAGGCGAGGACGGGUGCCGAGGCGCUGGCGGCCGAGGUGGCGGAGGCCUGGGAAGCGGCACGGUCAGAUGCAGCGCGAGAGGAGGAGGCCGAGGACGGCGAGGAGGGCUCCGGGUACGAGGCCGCGCGCGCCUACUUCACGCGCAGGGCAGAAGAGCAUGCGGGCGUCGACGGUCACCCUGCGGCCCCCGAACCGCUGCAGGUCCCGCUUUCCGAGCGGCAGCUGGCUGCGCUGCGCGCGCUGCGGGGCCAGGCCCACGCCGCCGCCUCGCUGGCCGCGCCCGCGUCCGACGCAGCGGGCGUGCUGGCGGCGUCGGCGUCGCUGGCGGUGGCCACCGCCGCGCUUUCCACCUGCCUCGCGGCGCUGGCCGCGCUGGCCGAGGCCGGCGCGGCGCUGGCCGCGCUGGAGGUCGUGCUGGCCCUGGACGACUGGCGCGUGCCAGUGGUGGAGGCCGCCCUCGACUCGCUGGCGGCCCUGCUCAAGCUGGGCGGCUCCUUCCUCCUGCGCCGCUUCGGCAAGGAGGCCGCGCCGCGCCUGCGCCGCCUGCUGGCGGAUGGGGCGGCGUUCAUGGGCCUGGCCGCACUGGACAAACCGGCUGCCACACGGCUGCUCCAGGCUGCACUCUCGCGCCCCGACGACCCUGCUGUCGACGCCCCCCCGGGGCUGCUGGCGUGCCGCCCUGCCAAGCUGGAGGCCAUGCUCAGGGCGGUGGAGAGGCAGGGCCUGGAGGAACCGGCUGCGGCCUGA